AUGGCGCCGAUUCGCAAUGCUCGAGUGUAUUAUGCAGCGGAGCCUACAGGACACAUCGAACCCGAUGUACAUGUCAAGUACGACGACUCGAAGAUCAUCGACCUCGACAACGUAGCCCUCGAUGGCGGGUUCCUGUUGAAGACGCUCUGCCUGAGUAUAGAUCCAUCCAUGCGUGCUAGGAUGAGCGAAAGAAUGCUGGACCCGAAGAUACAGUCCUACAUAUCCGCAUAUCAGCUUGGCCAACCGUUAAUUGGGUAUGGCCUUGGAAAGGUCAUUCGUUCAGAGGAUCCGUCGGUGAAACCCGGUGAUGUCUUGUACGGAUGGCUGCAUCACGAGGAAUACUCGGUCUACACCGGUCCGCUGACGGCUGUCAUCCCUUUUCGGAAGAUCGAGAAUAUUUCUGUACCCUGGUCCGUUUACACAGGUGUGCUCGGUAUGCCGGGCCAGACCGCAUAUUGGGGCUGGAAGGUUUAUAGCAAAGCCAAGUCUGGCGAUACUGUUUUCAUCUCGACCGCCGCGGGUGCUGUUGGUUCUCUUGUCGUACAGCUUGCGAAGCGAGAUGGUCUGCGCGUCAUCGCUUCUUCUGGAUCCGACGACAAAGCGGCGUUCGCAUCGGAGUGUGGCGCGGAUGUCUCCUUCAACUACAAGACCGACAACGUAUGGGAUGUCCUUGCACGCGAGCAGGGGAUAGAUGUCUACUUUGAUAACGUCGGAGGAGAGCAUCUCGACUGUGCCCUUGCGAACGCGAACAAGUUUGCAAAGUUCAUCGAGUGCGGCAUGGCGUCUCUCUACAAUAGCGAGCCGUAUAACGUCCAGAACCUCGGUCUGAUCAUCGGCAAGGGCAUCACGAUGCAUGGUCUCCUUCAUCACGCCCUUUAUCCCCAGUUCGAAGACGAGUUUUACGCAGUGAUGCCACAGCUUGUCAAGGAUGGUGUCUUCAAGUAUCGUGAGGACAUCUCGCAUGGACUUGAGACUGUGGGUCAAGCCCUGCACGAUCAGGGUUUGGGCAGGAACAUCGGAAAGCGGGUCGUCAUCGUGGCAGACGAUUGA
This is a messenger RNA of Peniophora sp. CBMAI 1063, 1050 nucleotides long. Lineage: Eukaryota; Fungi; Basidiomycota; Agaricomycetes; Russulales; Peniophoraceae. The record is from the annotation of a GenBank genome assembly.